AUGGAAAAACUCAAAAAGGGAGACCACAAAAAGCCAAGAAUCAAAAAGAAAUUAAUCCGAGAAGGUGACAGUAACGAAAAUGGUGCGUGCGUGAAAAGAGAGAGCUCAGGCAGUGCCAACAGAUCUACCAUGGGAGAUGAAGACGACGAUGAAGUUGAUUCUGAGAAUAAACAUGAUGACGUUAUGAUCAGCGGCCAUCAUGAGCACAUGAGGCAGAUGGACCAAAUGUUCAUGAAUCCAUUUGGUGGCUUCGGUGGAGGCAUGCUGGCUCUGCCAGACCCCUCUAGGACAGACAGACGUCGGCAGCAGCAGCAGGCUCAGAACAUGCAGGUGGCCGAGCGCAACUUGUUCAUGGAUCCAUUCUCUCAUUUUGACUCCAUGUUUUCCAACAUGAGGUCAAUGAUGACUGACAUGCAUCGUGCAUUUGAUCAGGUAGCCACUGACCCCAAUGCCCAUGUAUACCAGCAGCAGUCCUUCAUGUCCUACAGUAAUACAGGUAACGGAGCUCCUCAAGUCUACCAGGCAGUGGCAUCAAGUAGACAGGCGCCUGGCGGGGUGAAAGAAACCAGAAAGGCAGUGCGUGACUCGCAAACAGGAGUGGAGAAGGUUGCUGUCGGCCAUCACAUCAAUGACCGUGCACAUAUAAUUGAGAGAAGCCGCAACAACAGAACAGGAGAGCAGAAUGAGAACCAGGAGUAUGUGAAUCUGGAUGAAGAGGAAGCACAGCCUUUUGACCGAGAAUACCAGGAGAAAUUCCAUGCAGGGAUGGCUAACAUGGGUGCACGAGGUAUAGAGCACAGGAGAAGGGGAGACAAGUCACGGGCGCUGACCUCCGAGACACCCUACCACAGAUCCCGCCACGCAGCUCUCCCUGAACCUCCUCGCAGCAGAAAACCCUCCAGCAGCAAACGAGAGUAG
Molecule: messenger RNA, 918 nt
Organism: Candidula unifasciata
Lineage: Eukaryota; Metazoa; Mollusca; Gastropoda; Stylommatophora; Geomitridae
Source: the annotation of a GenBank genome assembly